CUUUUCUUCUGUUCUCAUAACAUAGAUGAUUUUUUUUCAUUGGUUCUUUUUUGUUUGGUAAAAGAGUUCUUGUUAUUCUUGUUUCCAUGUCUUUUUUUUUCAUAGAGAAAUUAGUUUUAAUACAUGUGUGUUUAUGUUUGAUAAAUUUGGUUGGUAGAGAUGCUUUGGUCACUAAGAUGAUUCUUUCAACUUUUUUUCUUUUCCUUAUAGAUUUGGUGUAUUAUCAGUUAACUUUGAUGCUAAUUAAAUGUCUAAAACCAGACAAAGUUAAGAAAGAUUCUUUCUUUCAAUGAAAAUGAAUGUUUAGGGUCCAGUUGUGUUUUGAGUUCUUGAAACAUGUAAUGAAAAAUAACGUGUUCAAAACAGACAAAUCUUGGGAACUGAAGAUUUGUUUCACAUAUCUCGUUUUUUCUUCUUGUCUUGGUUUUCGGGUUCUGGAAGUUUCAUUGAUGGCAAAAACCACAAAGCCAUUUAUGUGAAUAUUGUGGGUGGUCCUGUUUAGAUUUGUUAUCAUUAUAAGUAGAUCUAUGUGUAUUUUCCAGUCCAAGUGUUUCUUUUAUUGCUUACAUGACCAGAUAUACUUUGUGGUCCGAAACAACAUCUGGUCCUUAUCUCAGUUUUUUUUUUGUGUGGUCCUCAAAAUCUUUUCGAAGAAAAUCUUUCGUUACACUUUUGUGAUAUUUCAACAUUAUUGUCUUUUGAGAUAAGUCGGAAUUUAAGUUACUGGGGUCUCCUUUUGAGAUUUUCUAUGUCUUUAUUACAACAAAAACAAAAUAGUAUGCAAAUUUUUUGUUUGUAGCAUUAGUAAUGAUUAAUGAAAAUGUUUGAUUGUAGUACUUGGACGAAAACAAAUCGUUGAUUCUGAAGAUUGUUGAGUCUCAAAACUCUGGAAAGCUUAGCGAAUGCGCCGAGAAUCAAGCAAGGCUUCAACGCAACCUAAUGUACCUAGCUGCAAUAGCAGAUUCUCAGCCUCAGCCACCAAGUGUGCAUAGCCAGUAUGGAUCUGCUGGUGGUGGGAUGAUUCAGGGAGAAGGAGGGUCACACUAUUUGCAGCAGCAACAAGCGACUCAACAGCAACAGAUGACUCAGCAGUCUCUAAUGGCGGCUCGAUCUUCAAUGUUGUAUGCUCAGCAACAGCAGCAGCAGCAGCCUUACGCGACGCUUCAGCAUCAGCAAUUGCACCAUAGCCAGCUUGGAAUGAGCUCGAGCAGCGGAGGAGGAGGAAGCAGUGGUCUCCAUAUCCUUCAGGGAGAGGCUGGUGGGUUUCAUGAUUUUGGCCGUGGGAAGCCGGAAAUGGGAAGUGGUGGUGGCGGUGAAGGCAGAGGAGGAAGUUCAGGGGAUGGUGGAGAAACCCUUUACUUGAAAUCAUCAGAUGAUGGGAAUUGAAAGAGUGUGGCACAAGGAAUCUUAAUGAUGAAGCAGCAGCAGCAGCAGAAGAAGUAGUAGUAAUAAUAGGAGUCUUGAAGUUAGUGUGUUUUGGUUUUAGUUGCUUGUUGAAGAAGCAAAGAACUCUUUAUUUACUUCUUUUUAGUUUUGUUAUUCUCUCUAUGUUUGUUCCCUAAAACAGUGAACCUCUUUCGUGGUAGUGUACCAUGUAAAUCUGCUGGCUCCAAGUUGUGUCGUAAUCUUAAUAUGUUAUUUCUCUGAGUUAGACUCUUUUGCUUUAACCAGGACUGAAGUUUUGUAGAUCAUUGAUGUUACCUAUUUGGAUUCUAAAUCGUUAUGUAGGCUAUAUUAUUGUUUUUUUUUU
Molecule: messenger RNA, 1750 nt
Organism: Arabidopsis thaliana (thale cress)
Lineage: Eukaryota; Viridiplantae; Streptophyta; Magnoliopsida; Brassicales; Brassicaceae
Gene: AN3
Product: SSXT family protein
Exons: 3
Coding region: 940-1386 (148 amino acids)
Biological process (GO): positive regulation of DNA-templated transcription; leaf development
Source: RefSeq, marked reviewed